Rhincodon typus (whale shark) is the source of this 2581-nucleotide messenger RNA. RefSeq names its product programmed cell death 4a (gene pdcd4a). Lineage: Eukaryota; Metazoa; Chordata; Chondrichthyes; Orectolobiformes; Rhincodontidae. The transcript has 11 exons. Gene Ontology annotation, cellular component: cytosol; nucleus. The coding region runs from base 1 to 1350 and encodes 449 amino acids. Gene Ontology annotation, biological process: negative regulation of DNA-templated transcription. The record is from RefSeq and is a predicted model, not a curated record.
AUGACUGGAGGAUCUAAAACUCAAGAUUUGAAUCUGUUAAAUCCUGAGGACAUUGAUGACGAUGAAGAGUUGAACGACGGUGAGGUGAAUGGGAAUGGGACGCUUCAGGAAAAGGUGUUGCAUGAAGCUCGCAUCAAGGCAAAAGCUAAGCGGCGGUUGAGGCGCAAUUCAUCACGAGACUCCACACGGGAGUCAGUGUCAGAGGGUGGUGAGCCGGGGACAGACCCAAACAGUCCCAAAGGAAAGCUCAAUGACCGGAAAUCUCGGUCUGGAAAAGGACGAGGCCUUCCAAAGAAAGGUGGAGCUGGCGGGAAGGGUGUAUGGGGUGCAGCUGGAGUUAUUUAUGAUUAUGAAGAACCCGAUGCUCGUGAUCCCAACUAUGAUGAUGCUGCCCAGGGCAAAACAGUGUAUGGGACAAUGGUCCCAGAACUGGAUGAAAAUGCACUGCAGAAGACCGUGACUCCAAUUGUGAAGGAGUACUUUGAGCAUGGAGAUGGGCGUGAAGUGGCGGCAUUACUGCAGGAACUGAACCUGGGCAAGAGAAAGCAUGAAGUUCCUUCUCUUGCGGUCUCACUCGCAUUAGAAGGCAAGGCGAGUCACCGGGAACUGACGUCCCGGCUUCUCUCUGACCUCCUGGGGAAAGUCCUUACAGCUAGCGAUGUUGCCAAGGCCUUUGAUAGGAUGUUGAAGGAUCUGCCUGAUCUUAUUCUUGAUACACCUGAAGCUCCGCAGGUACUCGGCCAAUUUAUCGCCAGGGCAGUUGCAGAUGAUGUGUUGCCAUCAAACUUUCUCGACAGUUAUAAAGGGAAGGUGAAUUGUGAUCAUGCACGUGCUGCUUUGGAUCGUGCUGCUGUCCUUUUGAGUAUGAAGCGUGGUGUUGGAUUGGACAACGUCUGGGGAGUGGGCGGAGGGCAGCGACCUGUUAAACAUCUCAUCAGAGAGAUGAACUUCAUAUUGAAAGAGUUCCUGCUCUCUGGAGAGCUGGCGGAAGCCGAGCAUUGCCUCCGUGAUUUGGAGGUGCCACAUUUCCAUCAUGAGCUUGUUUACGAGGCCGUUAUCAUGGUGUUGGAGUCGACUGGAAACACGGCAGCAAAGAUGGUAAAGCUGCUGAAGAUGCUGUGGGAGAGUGGGCUCGUCACACUGGACCAGAUGAACAGGGGCUUCCAGCGAGUGUUUGAUGAGUUACCAGACAUAAACUUGGAUGUCCCACUUGUUCACACAAUUCUGGAGAAAUUCUUAGACCUGUGUGUUCAGGAAGCCGUUAUAACCAAGCAGCUUCGUGACAGCUGUCCUUCACGAGGCCGUAAGCGUUUUGUGAGUGAGGGAGAUGGUGGACGUGUCAAGGAGUAAGACCUCACUGUGUGCAUUUGGCAGUCAGACCCUCAACGCACAUCAGAUUUUACCACAUUUUUUUGAUCAUAUUUCUACACGAAACACCAAAGACUCAGCAGGAGUUUGGACUGAUUUGCGGUAACAGGUGGCAAUGGCAAGUGCGGAAGUGGCCUCUUAUGUUUUCUCUCAGCAGGCACUUUGAUAUAAUUGUCUGCAUUCACCAGAUAGGGGCAGUUUAUCUGUCCUCUCCAGGGGCUGAUUAUCUCACUGGGUCUGCAUCCAAAAUGAAUUGAAUCUCCAGAUGCCUUUAAAACUGUUUAGGGCAGAAGUGGAGAAAUUGCUAUGAUUUCAAAGUAGCUUUUAAAUGAACUGGGGAGUCACAUUUGAGAUGAUUUCUUUUUUCACCUCCCCUUAAAAUGCUGGCAAUGUUGAUCUUUAUCUGAUAGCUUUCGUUUCUUUAGUGCUUUGCAUUGCACAUAUACCUAUUGCUCUGGCUCCAGAGUGAAUGGCUUUAGAAGAUGGAAUUUCUCAUGAAUCUGAGUGCGGGAAGGAUGAAAUCAUUAGCUAAGAGCCAUAAACCAGCCACUGGGAGAGCAGGCAGCAAUCGUAUAAUGUACCUCACUCUGGGAGGGUUCACAGCCUGCUCCUAGCCAGUGAGGGGGCAGCAUUAAAUAGUAGCUCCUUGUCAUGUCAAUGAGUUGCCUGGUUAUCACUGUUUUAGAAACUUAAUGGCAGGACUCUUGUGGUGCUGAACCAAAAGGCCCAAAUUCAAGUCCCAGCUGGGUGCUGUGCAGGAAAACUGUGUCACAAUGAUUUGGCUGUGUCCAGUGUUUUAGUGGGUAUAUAUUAUGGAGUUCAGAUUCCAGUACCCUCACUGACAUCAUAUGGGGAAAGGGGCUACAAUUUAUUGGGGUGCGGCAUGCCUCUAAGAUUUAUUUGUUGUGCAUGGCCCAAUCUCUUCAGUGCGUGACCCUUUAAAAUAUUUUUGCACUUGUUAUUUCUUGCAAAACUGGUUUUCUGCUGUACCCUUCAGGCUGCUCUGCAGCUGUAUGGCUUUAGCAAGAUCCCCGGUGGUGGUGGUGAAGGUGCUUAGACCAAAUUGCACUCGAUUAGAGAGGUGAAUGGUUUAGAAAAGAUUGAAUGAGAUUGCCGAUAUCCAUGUCUUACAGGGGAACUGGGUUUUGUCUCCAAUGGGAAAUGCUUUUAAGAAAAAUUGGAUAUGGAAUAAAGAUGAUUCUACAACCCAUGA